Rhinolophus ferrumequinum (greater horseshoe bat) is the source of this 1597-nucleotide messenger RNA. RefSeq names its product essential meiotic structure-specific endonuclease subunit 2 (gene EME2). Gene Ontology annotation, molecular function: DNA binding; nuclease activity. The coding region runs from base 18 to 1148 and encodes 376 amino acids. The record is from RefSeq and is a predicted model, not a curated record. NCBI's taxonomy places the organism in Eukaryota, Metazoa, Chordata, Mammalia, Chiroptera, Rhinolophidae. Gene Ontology annotation, cellular component: Holliday junction resolvase complex; nucleus. The transcript is spliced from 8 exons. Gene Ontology annotation, biological process: resolution of meiotic recombination intermediates; double-strand break repair; mitotic intra-S DNA damage checkpoint signaling.
AGGAGGCCGGGCGGGCCAUGGCGAGGGCUGGGCCCGGCGGGGCUGGAGGCUCGCGCCGCGGCCGCGGCCAGCGGCGGGCCCCGACCUGGGAGAUCUCAGACUCGGACACCGAAGGCCCCGCCGGCGCGGAAGCCAAUUCGGAGGCUGUCGCCAGGGCGCGGGACCCGGCAGAGGAGCGCAGGGCGGCCGCCCAGGCUCUGCGGCUGCUGCGGCCGGAGCAGGCGGUGCGGCGCCUAGUGGUGCAGGUGGACCCAGCCAUCCUAGAAGAUGCUGGCGCUGACAUCCUGUUGGAAGCCUUGAGCUCCCUGGGCUGUGAGUACCGCAUCGAGCCCCAGCGCCCCGCUCGGAGCCUCAGGUGGAGCAGAGUGAAGCCGGAACCCUGCCCCAGCAGUGUGCCUCCUGAGGUGUGGGCUGCUGGGGAGCAGGACCUCCUGCUGCUGCUGGAGCCUGAUGAGUUUCUGCAGGGCGUCCUCCAGCUCACACAGGUCUGUGGCCCAACCAGCUCGGUGCCCUGGAUCUUUCCUGAGAGCCCCGCCUGCCCCCACCUGGCUGUCAUCGGGCUGGAUGCCUACCUAUGGUCUCGCCAGCCCAACACCCGGGAGAUGCAGCCGCCGGAGAAUCCAGGGAUGGCCCGUGCCAUGAUGGCAGUCGGCUGGCCCGAGGUGGAGGAGGCCCUGGUGCUCCUGCAGCUCUGGGCAAACCUGGACGUGCUGCUGGUGGCCUCCUGGCAGGAGCUGAGUCAGCAUGUGUGUGCCUUCACCAAGGCCCUCGCCCAGCACCCCUUCAAGCAGUUCCAGGAGCACCAGGCCGUUUCCUUCCGCACAGCUGCGUGCUGGGUGGCAGGCGCACGAGUGACAAGAGAUGGCACAGGGCUGCGGGGCGCCUGGUGGCGGCAGAUCAGGCAGUUCAACCGGGUCAGCCCGGCCAUGGCCGAUGCUGUUGUCACCGCCUUCCCCUCUCCACGCCUUCUGCAGCAGGCGUACGUGGCCUGCGGCACAGAGCAGGAGCGCCUGGCUCUGCUGGCUGACCUCCCUGUGAAGGCGGACAAGGGCAAGAGGCCCCGAAGGCUGGGCCCUGACCUUUCCCGCCGCAUCUGCCUCUUCCUGACCGCCACCGACCCUGACCUCCUGCUGGACCUUAGCUCCUGACCAGGCCUGCCAGACCUACUGGGCCUUCUCCCGCCACCCAGCAGGACAGCAGGCCGUCCAGCAAGGGAGUGACCGGAAACCACGAGGGGUAGGAGGAGGAGAGCAGUCACCCAGCACUACCUGCCACUCUGCCUGGAAGGGGCUCUCGGUCAGACCUCAUCCCAAGGGGCAGGCACAGGUAGCAGGAAAGGUUCUUGGGUAACUGGGGUGAGCAGAAGAACUUCUUUCCACGAGAUGCCGGCUGGCUGGAGGGGCGAGAGAAUGGGGGCGGGUUUCACAUGCCCCCGAACCCUGGACACACUGGCCACAGGCCUGGUGGCCAGCUGGGACAGUCAGGAAGGGCUGGGAGCACCCAAGUCCCGGCCAGGGGACAAAUACCCAUUACUUGGAGGCUUGGCGGUGACACCUUCAGAGAGGAGAAGCAGUGAGAUGAAGUCUCAAGGGAGAAA